AUCCAGAUGGGCUGGUCCUGGAUGGGGCGGUGACGGAGGGCAUCGAAGGGAUGCGGUGCACAUCCUGGACAGGGGAUGGAUGGCUUCUAAGCAAACCUCGAGGAGCAGCUGCAGCCUUCCUUGGCUAGCUCGGCAAGAUUUCCCCCAGACCCCCUUCUUCGCAGGCAGCUGUCCUGGUAAGAGGCACUUCGAAGGAAUUCGGUAGCCGCCGAGUGAAACUUUGCUCCAUCUCAGCUGGAAGCUUUGCUUCAUUAAGCAGCCUGAGGUUGCUGGUCUCUCGUGGAGGUUUCCCUGCACGUUAAAUUUAAUUAGUGAAUUAUUGACUUUCCUUGAGUGGCCGAACGCCCAGCUUGGCUUACCAGGGGAGAGAUUUACAUUGAUCUCUCAGAUUCGGCUCCAUUAAGGGUUGAACUAAAAAGCUUUGAUUUCUUUUGAUUUCCCCCCCUUUAAAGAUCUCCUUGUCCCAAUCCGCAGCUGACCGCGGUUACUCCGGAUGCAUACAUUAGCGAUGCUGCUGGAGAGCUGGCUCCCGUCCAGGCUCCGCUUUCCAAAUUCCUCAUUUCCUCCAGCCGAAUAUACGUAAUUUUAAUGGGAUUUCAUGCUUCAUCUUAGGUUUGUGCUCUUGCUGGGAGAGUGCUGAUCUGUGGCCGGUGCUUUUGGCCUGCGUAAAGCGAGCGGCAGCCAGCAGACACGCUUGUAGGAGUGAAGUCUAACAGGGUUGCGCGUUAAUAUAGGGUUGGCAUUUUAAGCUCCCCUUUUUCCGCCCCUCCCUCUGAGUUUUCCACUUUACCUUGAAGGGAACAAUGAUCUGGCACGUUGCCUUAGUAACGUUCCAGAAAAGGGCGUCCAUUCAUUUCUGUAAUUUCAGCAGCAGAGCUGCCUCGAUUCUGGGCUGAGAGCUGUGCUUUUCCUCUUUAACCUCUAAAAUAAACCCUGCCCCCAAGCCUCUGGAAAGGUGCGAUCUCUGGGUCUGAAGGUCACCUAACCUGCUCCUGGCAAAGAAGCAAAGCGGAGAUGCUUUCUCCAAGGUCUCAUUUGAUGCACAAGCCGUCCCAAUGCAGCUGUGGGUUCGGCGUGGUGUUUCUGGAGCCAGAUGUGUGCCAAAGACCCACUGAUUUGAGAGUUGCUUGAGACAAGUCUUCUGUAGCUUGUGCUGGCAGAGCUGGGAUCGCUCCACCUGCCCCUUGAUCACGUGGAAGGGGACACCCGUCACGCCGUAGCCACUUUUAGCAGGCACCUUGAACUCCAGGCCAGUUUGCCCCCUUCCCCACCGGACCGUGGGAAUUAUUGCAGAGCGACCCGUUUGCCUUGAAAAGGGAUUUUCUCACUGAGCAGCUGAUUAAAAGCAGGUUAUUCCUAGGGCAGUUGGAGAUGUUGGUCUGCCCCCCUCUCCCCGAUUUCUCAUAUGGCAGAAGAUAUUGUUUUUCUUUCAUGCCUUAGCUGCCAAUUUUUCCUGCGGGCGCUCAGGCUGGCUGGAGAAGUGCUGGAGAGCUCGCAAGCUUGGCUGUAUGCCCUCCCUGCAAGGUCGAAUGGGACAAGGCUACGGUAUCAGGACAGUCUUUGAUUUAGGCACCGGAGCCCAAGAAUUCAGAAGCAAGCAUCAGCGUUUAAUGCCGGAGGUGCAACUCUGCAAGCAGCCUGGACGCUAUGGCGCAGUGAGCUCCUACAGCCAGAGUCAGGCCCCAGGAAGCCAGCGGAAGUCAGGCAGCCAAAAUUGCAAGUUGCUGCUGAAAAUCUAGACCCGGCUUCUUUGGAAAUCGGGUUUCCAAAAAAUGUGAGCAGUAAAGACCCACCUGCUUGGGUAACGGGCCUGAUUGCCAGACAGCGGGGGAGUUGUUGUCUCAUCCGGGUCCUCCUGUCUGCAGAUGCCUCGUCCUGCAGCCCGGAGCCCCGUGGAGACCCCCGCCGGCUUCUCCGAUGUGCCCCGCUGCUGAGCCACCCGCGGCCUCGGGCGCUCAGUGAGGGGUGAAAGGGAAACCACCGCUGCGUCGCUGCCUCCACCACGGUCUCUGCUCUCUGCUCCCUCUCGCCCAGCCAUGGAGGCCACCGACGUGCCGGUGGGGAACCUCAUUGACUUUGACUGUGACACGCCCGCCGAUGUCCCUGCCACAUCUCCUCCCGUGCCCCCUCCCAGCGGCCCCGGGCUGCUGGAAGACCCCGGGGACCUGGCGGGCGCCGGCGAGGAGAGCGAUGCCACGGAGUCGGCCGACAGCGAGAACGACAUGGGGGACUCGCCCAGCCACCCCAGCUGGAACAGCUACCGCCGCUCCUCCUCCAACGAGUCCUUCUCCUCCAACCAGAGCACCGAGUCGGCCAAGGACGAGGCGCUGGCGCAGCGCCGGGAGUUCAUGAGGCAGUACGUGGAGAAGAUCUUCACCGGCGGGGAGGACCUGGACCAGGAGGAGAAGGCCAAGUUUGGGGAGCUGUGCAGCGGCGAGAACGGCAAAGGCCGGGAGUGGUUCGCGAGAUACGUGAGCGCUCAGCGCUGCAACUCCAAGUGCGUCUCUGAGCAGACCUUCUACCGGCUGGUGCAGUCCUUCGCCGUCGUGCUCUUCGAGUGUCACCAGAUGGACGACUUCGGCCCUGCCAAAAACCUGAUGACCAUGUGCUUCACGUAUUACUACGUCGGGAAAAUGCACACGUUGCCCUCCGAGGCGAAGGAGAAGCCCGUGGGGAGCAUCGACUCGUACCUGAAGUCAGCCAACAGCUGGCUGGCCGAGAAGAAGGACAUUGCGGAGAGACUCCUCAAGAACACGUCGGCCAAGACCGAGAACAUGAAAGGCUUCUUCGGGGGGCUGGAGACCAAGUUCAUGGGCCGGAAGAGCGAGGACAUCGAGGACAAGCCCAAGGAGAAGCUGCAGAAGACAGUUUCCAUGCAGAGCCCCGAGGACGAGGAGGAGAAGAAGGGGGAGAAGAUCUACCUGUACAUGCACCUGAAGCAGCAGCCCAUCUGGCACACCCUGCGGUUUUGGAACGCGGCUUUCUUCGACGCCGUCCACUGCGAGAGGAGGAAGAGGUCUCCAACCACCAGAGGGAACGCUGGAGAGGAAGAGGAAAAGAGGGAGAAGUGGUGCCACAUGACCCAGGAGGAGCGGGACGACAGCCUGCGGUUUAAUGAGAACAUCACUUUCGGGCAGCUGGGCACUUUCACUCACAACAUGCUGGCAUUCGGCCUGACCAAGAAGCUCUGCAACGACUUCUUGAAGAAGCAGGCGGUGAUCGGCAAUCUGGACGAAGAGCAAUACAAGCUGCUGAGUGACCACAUUGAGCAGAUGGCUACGGAGUAGCCUUGCGGUUGGUACCCAGGCUCCACAGCAAGGCAGAGAGGAGCGGCUGGCACCAGGAGCCCUCCUCUGGGACCAGCCCGGGCUGCAGCCGGGCUCUUUACAAACCACUGCAAUAAACCCGCAUGAUUGUCAGCAAACCUUCGAGCCGUGCCCUGCAGCCCGUAGACGUAGCAGCGCCGACCAAACCGACCGUCUUCGGAGCCUCCUCCCCUCCAGAGCAGCUCCUUUCCGUCUUCUCCGAGUAUCGUGUGUGUCCAGAGUCGCCGCUGAAGAUCCCCCGUGCAUUUGUGUGGGCUCAGGGGAGGAGCCGUCUUGCUGUAUUCCCUUAUCCCGAGACAAGCCCCGGUCCUGCCCAUGCUGCUGAGAACUUCCCGGCGUUCCCCUGACGUGAUCGCUUCAGUAGCAAGCCGUGCUUGAAGGGACUGUUGGCAGGCAGGGGCGAGUGUGUGUGUCUGAGCGCACAGACGUGAUGAGUGGGCAAUAAUGUGGCAUCGCCAGCUGCUUGCUGCUUUUUAAGGCUGGCACCUAGCGGCUGAUCCAGGUGGAAGCCAGGUCCCUUGCAACGGGCGGCACAGCAGAGACCGAGAGAUGCACAAUCCUUGCAGAGAGGGUGGGUGGAAAGUUGGAGGCCGAUGGCUGCAUCAGGCUAUUUGUGUUUGUAGGGCACCUUGGCAGGUUAGCAUCGGCUGAGCUACAAGCCGGAGAUGAGAGCAAUCAGUCCUGCCAUCUGGAUUGUCCCGCUGGCGCCCUAGUAUGGUGGGCCGAUGUGUUUUGCUUUUUAAAGGGCCUUUAAAAGGAAACGAUUACGGUUGGAUGCGAGUGGGGGGGAUUCUUUAGGGACAUAAGUCUGAGGGCACUCAAGGAAGGGACAAGGGACCAGUCUUGGAGGUGCUGGAGCAAGUCUAGAGUCCGGGAGCUUCACUUGGCAUCAAACCCUAUUGCAAUAGGGCUUCCAUCUGUAGGAAGGCUGGGAGGCCUGGCAGCUGUUCCCUAGAAGUCAGGAGAGGUGAUCCAAGCCCCCUCCUGCAGCAGAAAGGUUUGUCACUCAAAUCUUUCAGCAGGAGCAAGGUUCUCCUGGAAAACCUCUGUAUUUUCUUUAGAGGGCUGAGUGUUUGCACCCAGGGAGGUGAGUGUCAGGUCCUUGAGGGGCUCCUUGCUGCAGAUAGCCAGGCCAGGAAGUGUACCAGAAAAUCCUUGUUGCUGGACGUGUCCGUAGCUUUCCCUGUCAGUUAAACGCUUCAUCUUCCCUGCUCGCUAUUGCUUCCAGCCACUGGUUUGCUGUGGAUGUGCUUGGGCUUUGGAAACCCAUUUCUGGGUGCAGCCAGCAAGCCUCGGGGGGAGCUUUCCCCCAGGCCUGCUGGCUUCCUGUGCCUCUUCCAAUCCUAGUCUUGUUUUUGCAAAUCUAAUCAUCCCACGCUUCUGCUUGCUGAGCCCUUCAGCAUCAACCAGCUUCGUCAGCCAGCCAGAAAAGGCCCUGCUGUGAAUGCUCACUCUUGUCCCCUGCUUGAGUGACUCCAGUCUCUCUUGAUGCCGCUCACUCAGUGCAGCAGAGCACGCAGGCUUUGGUCUUUCUGAGGCAUCAGCGGGUCUUGGAGGACAGGGACGGCAAAGCCAGGUCUGCAGGAUGGUGCAGGGACUGGAAAGACAGGACACGAGUUGCUCGGAGAAAGUGAAGCACUCUCAGUAUCUGGACAGAACUGUUGCUGUGUCUCUUAAUGCAUUUGCAAGGGAUGGUGGUUCCCUCGUGCAGGCUGCAUUAGCAGAGCACACCACAGCUCCUUAGAAAUGGAUGGAGACCAGCUAGAGCUGAGCAGACACCAGCUUUGAACCACUUAGAUGAUGUUCUCUGAGCUUUGCAUAGACUUGCCGUGUCAGGAGCUUGCUCUCACGCACCCAUUAAGUGUCUUCCUUUGUUUCGUGGCUGGAAUGUAUUUUGCUAGCCUUCCUUUAACGGGGGGCUGCCUCCCCAAGGAGGUGGGUGCGUGCAUGCACCAGCUGCCAGUCGAAUGAACAGAAUAGGGUACUCAACCCCCAUACAUGCCAGGCUGGGAGAUGAGCAGCUUGGAGUUUGUUUGCUGUCCGGCUGGCUCAGCUUCUGCAGUCUGCUCCUCCGCUUGCCGCACAGAUGAGCAGCGGGGAUGAGCUGGUUCCUGAGCUGGAGGAGUUGCUUCUGAAACAUCCUUACUGUCUAGAAACAAGUCUUGAAUGAAUCUCAUCUGAGCACCAGGGGCCAGGGAGACAUGCGGGGCGGGAGCGAGAGAGAAGCAUUAGAAGGGAAUCAUCUCCCAGAUCUCCCUGGGCAUUUGCAAGUGUUUAAAGCCCCUUCUCAUUAAAAAGGAAGAGAAUUGAGCCCACCUCCCCACUAUCUGCCUCUACAGCUUAAUUCAGCACGCAGUAGCUAAUAACAUCAUCCCCGACGGGGAGCUAUUCUGGAUCCAUUGCUCCCCAGAUUCUUUGUUAGCAUUGGCUUGAUCUCCAGCCUCGUUGUCCUGGGAUUGAUUUCCCUCCUGUCCUGGAGAAGGAAACAGCUUGUAAAUUUGCAGAAGAGGUGGAUGUCAGAUAAAAUCCCAAGCCAUUGGUAAGAGCCAACUGCAGCGUGUUUGCAGAGGUGCUGUGCACUAGCAAAGCAUCCGUCAUGGGCGAUGCCCUGCUCCUCUGAGGCACCUGGAGGGGUUUGCAAUUUGCAGCUGGCUUUUCCAGUUGGCUUUUUUUUAAGCUGAGGCCAUCCCAAUUCCCCUGUAAGAACAUGCCGAGGAGUUUAAAGCUUCCUCCUAGCUGUCGUGAUGGUUCAGUGACUGCUUGAAACAUGAGGGAGUUAAAAAAGGAAAGCAAUGGAGGCAAAACAUGUUGGGCUAUUUCUAGGGACCCUCAGUUCAUGACAGAGCCUAUAUUGUAGGUAGAGUCCAUGGCUUUUUCCUGGCAAUAAUUGUUUUGGACCCGGGGGGCUUUCAAAGGACAACUUGCAGACACAUGUGCUGCCCUUCUAGCUGCCGGCCUUGUGGUCCCUGCUGCAUCUGUCCUCUCUUGGCACAUUGCACUGAGAAAAGGUGGGACGUUAGACCCCCCACCCGGGUAUCUUGUGCAGCGCUGCAGGGAUCUUCCACCUGGAUUUUGCCACUUCCUCAUAACAGUCUUUGCAGCGAUGCCCUGGGUGAUCUCCAGAUGUGUUCCCAGCUGUGCCAGCAGCAGCGUGAUUGUUGUGCCCUGCCUGGAGCAGUUGAUAGCAGCCAAGCAUUUAGAGAGGAAGGGGCGACUAGGACUGUCCGUGCAAUAUCCCAGUGAUUUUAAAAAGGGAGCAGACAGGUUUUAGUAUAUUUAGGGGGGUUUAAGAGCAGCUCGCGACAUGGAAACGGGCGCCUUGUAGCAAAACUCAGGAACCUCUGAGAUCCGUGCUGGAUCUGCCCCUACGCAGGGGGAACAUGACACACAGCGGGAGCUAACGCCGAGGCGACCAAGCUCAGCACGGAGGAGGGCAAAAGGCAGGUGGGAUCGCAGCUCCUUCCUGCACGGGGGCAGCCGUCGAAUGGGAUUUCCCAGAAACCUCCAAAGUCGCAACAGAAAUUCAGCUGCCGUCCGCUCUCUCGGUGCGGGGACGUUGCCGUGUGCUCGAAGCUCGGUCUCUGCUCAGAAGUAUUACCGUCCUUGCAUCGUGCGUGUACGUGAGCCUGCAUUUCAAGGGACGUUGGGACCACCCUGCCCCGUGCUGUCGGGUCUGUGCUGUAGCAUACAUAGCAUAGCCAUCCUUUAAUGUAACCCCUUUGGCUUGUGGGUCCCGACUCGGUAGAACAGCGUUUCAUGUUAGCAGCCUCUCCGCAUCUCCACCGUGCAAGUCUGAUGUCCGGUUCUCCAGCGCGUGUUGAAAGAGAGAAAAAAGCCAACAAUUUUGGACCUCUCUCAGGAAGCACCAUGUGAAACAUCCUCCAGGACCACGGGACAAUCUUGCAGUGCUGAGAAGCAGCAACGUUUGGUGCUGGCAAUCCAGCCAAGUUGUGAUUUUUUUUUUUUAUUCAUGAAAACUGAAGGGGAAAGCAGGUCCUCUUCCCUGCUCGAUGCUUGGCCACUUCUCAGCUGUGCUCGUGGUGUGACUGUCCAUCGCUUGCAGCGAGGUCUCGUUUGUGUAAUAAGCAGUGCCCGCGAUCUGGUUCUGCGCAGACAGGUAGAAGCCGCAGCUGUCAGCGCAAACGAGAGCAGGGCCUACAACAGGCUAACGAGACCGUGCUCUGCAUCAGGGAGGUGGGAGCCGCCGCACAGUGCUGUGCUGGCCCCGCGCCCCAGAUGCUUCCUCCUGGAGUCACGCUGCUAUCCCUCUCCCGUCCCCCUGCACCAUUCGGGCCAGAUGCUGUAUGCAAUUUGCAGCACAGAGCAGGACAAAGGACCAUGCCUCUGGGCAGUGAGCAGUGGCUCUCCUAUGAGACGUGAGCCACCCCGAGGAGAAGGACCCUGCAAGUCUGACAGACCGCAGUGACCACUCUCCCUCCCAUGCAGACCCCCAAGGAGGCAGGAAAAAGGGAGCAAUGCCAACCCCACUCUGUAACCAGGCUUUGGAGAAAUUAUAUUAGGUGCCCAUGGUCUAAAGGAGGUCUUGUGUCCUAACACCAUUGCUGCAGUAGCCAGGACCAGCAAAGUACUUAGGCACAUGUCUACCUCGAAGUUUGGGAUUUGAGUGGGGUGGGUCACCUGCUUGGAGGUAUGCACCCGCUUACGAGCUGUUUGGGUCAGAGCCCAGGGCUCUGCUGACCUUUGCCGUGUGUUUUGAACUUAGUCAGGCCUCCACUUCCUUCUUUAAAACUGUCCUACAGAGGAGGCCCCCAGGUUUGCACUGUACACGGUCACGAUGGAGACCCGAGGCUUUCACCCUGGCAAUAUGUGAAUCCUUGCAAUCAUGCAAUGAUUGCAAUAUGCAGUGAUUGCCCCGAGUUAAACAUUUGUGGGUUUAAUGCAAUCAUUGCAUUGCGAUGCAAUCAUUCCCUUGUCAAGGAGCUGCUAAUUCAACCCCCCCAUAAUUAUGUGUCUUGAGAAAAGCAUCUCAUUGCUGACUGGUCACGGCUUUCCCCCUCUUUAAAUCUGAGACUGAGACAUGAGGUUCCCAAAGGUCCUUUGCUUGUGUUGCUUUCUGUCCUUCUCCUGAUGCCCCCGACCUGGUCUCCCAGUCAGAGGAGCAAUAACUUGACCUUGGCUUGGGUCAAACCGGACAGAAUAGGUUGAACCUUGCUCUGAGCAUCAGUCAAGGUGGUAGGGAAACGGUGGACCUCAUCAGUCAAGCCCACGCUGCGUUGCUUGAAGGAGGAGGUUUUGGAAAUGCUAGUUUCUGGGUUGCAUUUCAAGCUGGACUUGUGGGAGAGUCAGCUGAAAGGAGUGAAAGGGCAGCUCUCUGUUGGUCCACUGGCCAAACACCUCCCGUCCAAACGGGUAAUGGCACAGCGUGGGCAAGAGCAUUUCAGAAACUGCCCUGCGGUCUCCUUUUGAGAUGGGUGUCUCUGCUCCAGAAGGUCACAGUAAGAAGGGCUCUGCUCAGGAGAUGCAGUGAGAUCCAGCAUGCAGCUGGGAAGGGUUUGGGGAGAGUUCAGGUCAUUCCAGCCACACCUGAUCAGAAACCUUAAUCAUACCGGUCUUUGCUGUCCUCUUGCAAAACAUGUUUGUGCCGCUGGAAGCCAUACCCCCUCCCCGUCCUGGAUCUCGGAGGGGCAGGUCUGGAGGUUGCCUUGCAGAGCCCAAGUUCUGCGUGCGUCUCGCUUCUCCGGGGGUUUUGAGAUGAGCUCAAAGUUGAACCGUGUGAGGAUAAAACACUGCUGGAGGGCUUAGCUGGCACUUGUAGCUGCAUUAAAACCGUGUGGUGGAUCUCAGACGUAUAGGCCAGCCCCAUCAAUGACCUCUCCACCCUCUCCCAGUAGCAGGGGAUUAUUAAAGCGUAACCGCUUGUAGGUCCGUUCUCUUUUUUUUUUGGCCCCUGGAUUCUUCCUUGGUUCUUUUCCAAACUAGAGAAGUUUAGCAGUGACAAUAUGUUGUUUGCACGUGUAUUUUUCUAAAAAAAAAAAAAAAAAAAAAAGAGAGAGAGAGAGAGACAAAAAUAUAUUAAAAACCUAUAAAGUAAAGAAAAUGUUUAACUGUAUCUCCCCGUGUUGCAGAACGUCCGUGGCUUCCACCGGGGCUCCCGAUGCUGUAUUUUACUCUUGACAUAUCCGAUCUAUAUUUGGUCCAAGUUCUGUUGUUUUGACUUUGACGCUGUACGUGACACUUUUGCUGCCAUAUCGUGUACCGAGCGCGGCUGUGUAGACGAUCAAUAUGUUGUACUUGGAUUGUGUGGUUUACGUCCCGUGGGUUUAACGAUUUCUCUGAGAACGUUUCCAGACCGGGGUUGAAUAACCUGUUCCGAUUUUUGACGAGGGAAGAGGCGGGGUGGGGAUGGGAAUAAAUGGUCUGAAGAAAUUAGUUUCUAA
Molecule: messenger RNA, 9724 nt
Organism: Alligator mississippiensis (American alligator)
Lineage: Eukaryota; Metazoa; Chordata; Crocodylia; Alligatoridae
Product: KIAA0513 ortholog
Exons: 14
Coding region: 2037-3287 (416 amino acids)
Source: RefSeq, a predicted model, not a curated record